UUUGGGUAAACUCAUAACUUUUAAUUAAGAAAAAUGUCAUACGAAACUGGACAUAAACCCAAUGCAUUCGUUUCACAUAAAGUUUAAUUGCACAGUAAAUUGAGUGGGUGCAUCUGUGGCCAAAGAAUGUUUCGGGUUUCCAAGACUGGACAAGCGAAAGACCAGACAAUAAGAAAACAUGACAAGGGUAUUUCGAAUUUCGGUUGUGAAAUACUGUACCCAGAGGACAGUGAACAGGUGAGUUAAUCAACUUGAAACCGGUGCCCGUUGACUGUGGCUGAAAAGGUAUGCCGGAAUACGACACCAGGAGCAAUGAUUGGGGACAAUCAAUCACUUAAACUCUACGGUUCCAUCUACACCUGGCCUAGCUGAAGUGGACGCUAAUUUAUGCGAAGCCCCAUAUCCUGUGGCGAUGUGUCUGGCUGUCCGUCAGAAAGUCGUCCGUCUUUGUAUUGUAAACAAAGGACGAAGCACGUGCUGAUAUAGAAAAUGCGCAAGCGCCACAGUUAACAUAGGUCUUACAGUGAGUUAACAGAGAUUCUGAUUCAAAGUCCUUUUUAUACAAGUUGGCCGAGGUAGCUGGAUUCAGUGCGGUGUUAGCGUUCGUGCGGUUGGGUUAACCAGCAAUCCCAAGAAACUGGUCAAUUAAUAUCCAUUAUUCGAAUUGUGGCAACAAGUGUCGUCCGAGGAUGUGCGUAACAAGCUCACUGUGCAGUGUGAUUUUAAUUUACUGUCUCGCUUUGAUCGGUGUGGCGGCUGAGGCUGUGGCCCAGAACUCCGGGAAUAUAUCACAGGAGGUGGCAUUGCCGGUCGAGGAGUGCGGCAGCACGCAGAAAAUGGUGGAUGAGUGCUUUAAGGAUCUGCCGCCGCAUCUAAUGGAAUUCCUGCAAAACACCAAAGUCGUCAUCAGCCAGAAGGAGAUCACCGCCAAGUGCAACAUAUUCAACCGCGGCAUGCGAUGCUUCGAUACUUAUUCAAAGCGUUGCCUGGACGAUCGCAAACUAGGCACGUUUAAGAACAAUGUGGAGGGAGCUCGACGAUUUUUUUACAAAUUCUGCGGCGACUCCGACUUCCAGCGGGACUACCUGCGGCACAAGGACUGCUUUGCGUACAUCCAGCUGGAUUGGGUCUCCUGCACGGCCGAGUUCGAGGGCAUCCUCAUGGAGGAGGUUCACGACGAGAGGCGCAACGCCACCGAAAAAUUCCUUGAAUUUUGCUGUGCCCGCUACGCAUACGAGAACUGCAUCUACAACAGUGCCCGCUACAAGUGCUACAAGAACUCGGCGGAAUUUGCCCGCGAGACGGCCAAAAUGCUGUCGGACGAGAAGCACUUCAGGAACUGUGCCGUCCUCCAGAACAUCUGCGCCCACGACGCCGGCGGAGUGGGAUUGGCCAAAAUGCACUGGAUGGGGUUCCGGCUGACGAUGACGAUGACGCUACUGCUGAUGCUGCUGGUGGUGCGGAUCUGGCCGUAAAUCGAAAUGCGGCCAAUACACAAUCUAGUGGUAGUUGCGAUGUGAUGUGGGGCUGCGGUUGUGGCUGCUGGUCUGAGCUUGAGUUUCGGUUUUUAUUUUUUUGGGUUGUAGUUGUCCCAUCGAGAAUGCCAAGCAUUUCAGCUCCCCUUAGCCACCCAUCGAAACAAAAGAUACAAAAAAUCCUUCCCUACGUGUCUGUGAAUUUUCCGGUGUCGUUUGGGGCGAGAUUGCUGGUCUGGGCGGGUUUACUGGGUCGGAUAGCGGCACUGGUCUUGUGUUUUUGGUAUGUUAAGCUAAAUUAAAUGCAUAUUUCAAAUAAAUGAAUAUUCACGUUGUACCUGGUUCAUGGUUUUACUGGCAAAGGUCAAACUGGACAAUAGAGCUAGAAACCGCAUUUGUUUUUCCUGGUAGUUCUAUUUUUAACGGAGUCCGAACCGCAGCUAAAAGGACAAUAUGAAAGU
Molecule: messenger RNA, 1936 nt
Organism: Drosophila rhopaloa
Lineage: Eukaryota; Metazoa; Arthropoda; Insecta; Diptera; Drosophilidae
Exons: 4
Coding region: 690-1475 (261 amino acids)
Source: RefSeq, a predicted model, not a curated record